Psylliodes chrysocephalus is the source of this 1453-nucleotide messenger RNA. The record is from the annotation of a GenBank genome assembly. NCBI's taxonomy places the organism in Eukaryota, Metazoa, Arthropoda, Insecta, Coleoptera, Chrysomelidae.
UCCAUUUAGUAAUUUAGUAAUUAUCUCUUAUCAUAGCAGCAUUUAACGAAUAUCUACAAAUUAUAACAAAGUAAACUAUAUUGUUUUUCUUUAAAAUGGUUUAGCAAGCUAAGCUACAAAUAAUAAUGAAAACGACUUACUGUUAUUGUGACACCAUGAUGGUAAAGUUAACAUUAAUUUUUGGUGUGAUAUUUCUCAGUUACCUACAAACCGCUACUACGUUUAGAUUAAAACGACACAUAAAGGCCCUAAGACACAGGGCUGAAUUACAGAAAGAAUAUCCGGGAAUCGGAGAAGAUUUCAUCUAUGUUGUCGACGAACAGGGCGUUUUGAAACGUCUUGACCUAAAGGGGGACAAAAAAGCCAAUGAAAUAUAUCAAAAGUUUUUAAGAGAAGAAGAAGAAGAAGAAGAAGAAACGGAACACCAAAAUACUGGCGUGCAAUCAUUUGGCUUGUUUGGAGGAUCUGAUAAUAUUCCAAAAAAGUUUAAUUUUAACAGGAAUGAUAUUUCUUUUACUUUAUUUAACAGAAAAAAUAAAGAUGGAACGAAUCUGACAAAUACUUUUGAUUUCUCUAAAUAUGAUGUUAAAAAACAAACUAAACUAGUUACACAUGGAUUCCAAUCCUCCGGAAGUUCAGAUACAUGUGUUAGGAUUAAAAAUAAUUAUUUAGAAGUUAAGGAUAUUAACGUUAUUAUUUUAGAUUGGGCACCAAUUGCAAAAAAUGUCAUAUAUCCAAUUACUGCUGCGAAUUCAGCUCAAGUAGCUCAAUAUACGGCAGGAUUCUUGGCAUAUUUAAUUAGGCACGUUGGAGUCAGUGACAAAGAUGUUCAUUUAAUUGGACACAGCCUUGGCGGUCACGUUGUAGGAUUCACAGGAAAUCGUUUGAUACUGGCUUAUGGAAUCAAAAUUGCUAGGAUAACAGGUUUAGAUCCAGCUGGUCCUCUAUUCAGACUUAUCCACUUAAGCAAAACAGCUGCGCACUUUGUAGAUAUCAUUCACACAAAUGGCGGUGGGCUAGGUUUAAAUAAAACCUUAGGUCAUGUAGACUUUUAUCCAAAUAAUGGCGACAGCCCACAACCAGGUUGCGACAAUUAUUCAAUUCUGACCAUCGACAGUUGCAGCCACAGUAAGAGCUGGGAAUAUUUCGCGGAAACGAUUAAGGAAAAACAUAAAUAUAUAGGAAGCUGUACAGGCGGUAUCAAACAUCCUAUGGGAGCCAAAACGCCUCCAUAUGCAAGAGGAAUUUGUUCUUUAGAUACUGACACUGGUAGUGGUACAAAUGGUAAUGGCUUAUUUAGUCUCAUAGAGGGUGGUGUUAAGAAAAUAUAUAACUGCUUUCGUAGUAUUUUUGGUUGAUAACACCAACUAUCGAUGUAUUGAUGAUAUUCUUAAGACUAGUUAUUACAUGUAAAAUCACCAAGUUAUCAGAAUUAAUAAACUUAUAUAUUUAA